This is a messenger RNA of Sinocyclocheilus grahami, 612 nucleotides long. Its product is annotated as gastrula zinc finger protein XlCGF49.1-like. The record is from RefSeq and is a predicted model, not a curated record. Gene Ontology annotation, molecular function: DNA-binding transcription factor activity, RNA polymerase II-specific; RNA polymerase II cis-regulatory region sequence-specific DNA binding. Gene Ontology annotation, biological process: regulation of transcription by RNA polymerase II. The annotation marks the transcript as partial. Lineage: Eukaryota; Metazoa; Chordata; Actinopteri; Cypriniformes; Cyprinidae. The transcript has a single exon.
AAUGAAGAACUGAAUGAAGAGGAGAAAAAUGACGUCAAAACUGGAGAAAAACCUUUGAGUCGCUCUCAAACCAAAGAGAAAGAUUUAAAGAAAAGAAGAGCCAAGAAAUCUUUCACCUGCACUCAGUGUGGAAAGAGUUUGAAAAGCAAACAGAGUCUCGAGUUUCACAUGAGGAUCCACACUGGAGAGAAACCAUACACAUGUGAUCAGUGUGAGAAGAGUUUCAGACAAUCAGCAAACCUUCAGAGACACAUGAACAUCCACACUGGAGAGAAACCAUACACUUGUAAUCAGUGUGGGAAGAGUUUCAGACAAUCAGCAAACCUUCAGAACCACAUGAACAUCCACACUGGAGAGAAACCAUUCACUUGUAAUCAGUGUGGGAAGAGUUUCAGACAAUCAUCAACCCUUAAGGACCACAUGAACAUCCACACUGGAGAGAAACUGUAUGAAUGUUAUCAAUGUGGAAGAACAUUUUUGAGGGCCUCAGACCUGAAGAGUCACCUGAAAGUUCAUACAAAGGAGAAACCACAUUCAUGUUCUUUGUGUGGAAAGAGGUUUUCACAUCUGCAUAAUUUAAAAGUACAUCAGAAGAUACACACUGGUGUGAGA